Saccostrea cuccullata (small rock oyster) is the source of this 1188-nucleotide messenger RNA. RefSeq lists its product as uncharacterized. The record is from RefSeq and is a predicted model, not a curated record. Gene Ontology annotation, molecular function: 3'-5'-RNA exonuclease activity. The transcript has a single exon. NCBI's taxonomy places the organism in Eukaryota, Metazoa, Mollusca, Bivalvia, Ostreida, Ostreidae. Bases 1 to 1188 code for a protein of 395 amino acids.
AUGGCAAUCCCCAUCCCAUCUGAAACAUCUAAAGAAAGAGAAACGUUGGAGAAAAAAUUAAUAACUUCAGAGAAACAGUUAUCUGAUAGAAGGCAAAGAGUAACUUUUCUGUCUGAGGAAAAUAAAAAAUUGAAACGAAAAUUAGACAGAUUAGAAAAUCAAAAAGAUCAAAUGAAGAGGCUCAAAGAAAGUGUCACUGCAUCUAGAAAAGAAACACAAGUCUUACAGAGGAAUUUAGUUAGAGCUAAUAAAUUGAUAGCUGAAAGGAAAUGUAGCACAGAGUCAACAAGACAGCAACACCAUUACAAAGUCAAGUACAAUGAGAGUAGACAGGAGUGUGUGAAAUUAAAAAAUACAGUGAAAUCACUUGAAAUUAAUAUGAGAGCUUUGAAUCAAGAUAAAGGUGAAGGAACAAUUUUGGAUAAACUGCAAGAAUUAGAAGCAGAAAAUAACAAACUUAAGACAGAUUAUUCUGAAUGUGUAUCAAGUAUAGACUACCUUGAACAGCUUUUAGCUGAUGACGGUGACAAUACAGUUGUUCUGUAUGAUGAAUCAAAGAGAGAAUACACCAAAGAUGCUGUUAAAUGUAUUAUGAAUUUAACCGAUUUAAAAGUACCGAGCCAAAAGGUAGGCCCUGUCAUAAAAGAAGUAGCUGAGUUGUGUGGUAAAGUUCCUAACCAACUUCCAUCAAGAACAACGGUUGAUUCAGUUGUCGACAGAAAACUUUCUGUUGCUCAGAAACAGUUGUCUCUAACUCUUAAACAGAAGCAGCACACAACCUUAUAUACUGAUGAGACCAGAAAAUAUGGGAAAACUAUGCAAAGUUACAUUGUCACUGAUGAUGAUCAAACAUCCUAUGUAAUUGGUCUACGUGAAAUGUUCAACAAAAGUGGAUUGUGCACACUGGACACAUUCAAAGACAUUUUACACGACAUCAGCUCUUUAUGCGAGAAAAUGGAAGGGGAUGCCUCAGUAGGAUUUCAAAUUCUCAAAAACAUACAGAACACCAUGUCGGACAGAGCUGGGACAGAAAAAAAUUUCAACAAGUUGCUAGAGGAUUAUCGCAAGGAAAUACUGCCAGUGGUCAUUGAAAACUGGGAAGAAUUGGAUGAAGACCAGCGAAAAAUAACGACAUCUAUGAACAACUUUUUUGUAUACUACAUUUACUGGUUGGCAUGGCAGAUGUAG